AUGACUCGCCCGUAUCCGGCUGCGGAGACGGCCCCAGUGGAAGCUGCGGACGUUUUGGUGCCCCCGGAGUCCUCGCCCAUGCAGGAGCGUGAUGUUGCCGCUGAAGCACCUGCUGCGCCAGAUCUUCUCCUACCAAAUGCCGUCAUCGCCAUCCGGCCAGGUGGUUCCCCACGCCCUGCCAGCAAGAGUGACAGGAUGGUGGAAACCAAAGCCCUGGUGGACCGCAUGCUGGAGCUGAGAAAGUCCCACGGUCUUGAUCUGUGGAUGGAGGUCUUCGAGGUCUUCGACCUGGUCCAGGACGUGGACCUCAAAUUCCUGGAGAGCAAGAAGAGAGCCAUCGCCCUGCGCUUGCAUCCGGACAAAGUCGAUGACCAGAUGGCCAAGUACUGCGGUGGCCGUGACCGCGUCUACGAAGCCUACUACUUCCUUGACGAGGCAUUCGACCAAGCCAAGGCGUGGCUGAAGGAGCACGGCCAGGGCAACACGUAG
This is a messenger RNA of Symbiodinium natans, 489 nucleotides long. Lineage: Eukaryota; Dinophyceae; Suessiales; Symbiodiniaceae. The record is from the annotation of a GenBank genome assembly.